Messenger RNA from Lagopus leucura (white-tailed ptarmigan), 2667 nucleotides. Its product is annotated as myosin-7-like. NCBI's taxonomy places the organism in Eukaryota, Metazoa, Chordata, Aves, Galliformes, Phasianidae. The transcript is spliced from 15 exons. The annotation marks the transcript as partial. Gene Ontology annotation, molecular function: protein binding. The record is from RefSeq and is a predicted model, not a curated record. Gene Ontology annotation, cellular component: myosin complex.
GUUUUCUUUAAGGCCGGGCUGCUGGGGCUGCUGGAGGAGAUGCGCGAUGAGCGCCUGGCUCGCAUCAUGACCCGCCUGCAGGCCCAAGUUCGUGGCUUCCUCUCCCGGCAGGAGUUCAAAAAGAUCUUGGAGCGCCGGGACUCGCUGCUGGUCAUCCAGUGGAACAUCCGUGCUUUCAUGGGGGUGAAGAACUGGCCCUGGAUGAAGCUCUACUUUAAGAUCAAGCCCUUGCUGAAGAGCGCUGAGACUGAGAAGGAGAUGCAGACGAUGAAGGAGGAAUUCGGGCGCCUGAAGGAGGCCCUGGAGAAGUCAGAGGCGCGUCGGAAGGAGCUGGAGGAGAAGAUGGUGUCCAUGCUGCAGGAGAAGAACGACCUCCAGCUGCAAGUGCAGGCUGAGCAAGACAAUCUUGCUGACGCUGAGGAGCGCUGCGAUCAGCUGAUCAAGAACAAGAUCCAGCUGGAGGCCAAGGCGAAGGAGAUGUUGGAGAGGUUGGAGGAAGAGGAGGAGAUGAACGCCGAGCUGACGGCCAAGAAGAGGAAGCUGGAGGAUGAGUGUUCGGAGCUCAAGAAGGACAUCGACGACCUGGAGCUGUCGCUGGCCAAAGUGGAGAAGGAGAAACACGCCACCGAGAACAAGGUCAAGAACCUGACAGAGGAGAUGGCCGGGCUGGAUGAGACCAUUGUCAAGUUGACCAAGGAGAAAAAGGCCCUUCAGGAGUCUCACCAGCAAACGCUGGACGACCUGCAGGCUGAGGAGGACAAGGUCAACACCUUGACGAAGGCCAAAGUGAAGCUGGAGCAGCAAGUGGACGACCUUGAGAGCUCGCUGGAGCAGGAGAAGAAGAUCCGGAUGGACCUGGAAAGAGCCAAGAGAAAGCUGGAAGGGGAUUUGAAGCUGGCCCAGGAGAGCAUCAUGGACCUGGAGAAUGACAAGCAGCAGCUGGAGGAGAGGCUGAAAAAGAAAGACUUUGAGCUCAACGCUCUCAAUGCUCGAAUUGAGGAUGAACAAGCAAUUGCUGGCCAACUUCAGAAGAAGCUCAAAGAGCUGCAGGCACGAAUCGAGGAGCUGGAGGAGGAGCUGGAGGCGGAGCGGACGGGCCGGGCCAAGGUGGAGAAGCUGCGCUCGGAUCUGUCGCGGGAGCUGGAGGAGAUCAGCGAGCGGCUGGAGGAGGCGGGUGGAGCCACUUCGGUGCAGCUCGAGCUCAACAAGAAGAGGGAGGCUGAAUUCCAGAAGCUGCGGCGCGACCUGGAGGAGGCGACGCUGCAGCACGAGGCCACGGCCGCUGCGCUGCGCAAGAAGCACGCCGACAGCGUGGCUGAGCUGGGCGAGCAGCUGGACAACCUGCAGCGCGUCAAGCAGAAGCUGGAGAAGGAGAAGAGCGAGCUGAAGCUGGAGCUGGAUGACGUCAGCUCCAACAUGGAGCAGCUCAUCAAGGCCAAGGCCAACCUGGAGAAGAUGUGCCGCACCACGGAGGACCAGAUGAACGAGCACCGCAGCAAAUCGGAGGAGGCCCAACGCAUGGUUGCGGACCUCAGCACCCAGCGAGCCAAGCUCCAGACGGAGAACGGUGAGCUCUCAAGGCAGCUGGAGGAGAAGGAAGCCUUCAUCAACCAGCUGAUGCGUGGGAAACUCACCUACACCCAGCAGCUGGAGGACCUGAAGAGGCAGUUGGAGGAGGAAGCCAAGGCCAAGAAUGCGCUGGCCCACGCUCUGCAAUCAGCCCGGCACGACUGCGACCUGCUGAGGGAGCAGUACGAGGAGGAGACGGAGGCCAAGGCUGAGCUGCAGCGCGCCCUCUCCAAGGCCAACUCGGAGGUGGCCCAGUGGAGGACCAAGUACGAGACGGACGCCAUCCAACGCACCGAGGAGCUGGAGGAGGCCAAGAAGAAGCUGGCGCAGCGGCUGCAGGAAGCAGAGGAGGCGGUGGAGGCGGUCAACGCCAAGUGCUCCUCCUUGGAGAAGACCAAGCACCGGCUGCAGAACGAGAUCGAGGACCUGAUGGCCGACCUGGAGAGGUCCAACGCCGCGGCUGCCGCUCUGGAUAAGAAACAAAGGAACUUCGAUAAGAUCUUGUCGGAGUGGAAGCAGAAGUUCGAGGAGUCGCAGACGGAGCUGGAGGCGUCACAGAAGGAGUCGCGGUCCCUCAGCACUGAGCUCUUCAAGCUGAAGAAUGCCUACGAGGAGUCGCUGGAGCACCUGGAGACCUUCAAGAGGGAGAACAAGAACCUGCAAGAGGAGAUCUCGGAUCUGACGGAGCAGCUGGGAGCCAGCCACAAGACCAUCCAUGAGCUGGAGAAGGUCCGCAAGCAGCUGGACGCCGAGAAGCUGGAGCUGCAAGCGGCGCUGGAGGAGGCCGAGGCGUCCCUGGAACACGAGGAGGGGAAGAUCCUGAGGGCCCAGUUGGAGUUCAACCAAGUGAAGGCAGACUACGAGCGCAAGCUGGCGGAGAAGGAGGAGGAGAUGGAGCAAGCGAAGCGCAACCACCUGCGGGUCGUGGACUCGCUGCAGACGUCGCUGGACGCCGAGACGCGGAGCCGCAACGAGGCGCUGAGGCUGAAGAAGAAGAUGGAGGGCGACCUGAACGAGAUGGAGAUCCAGCUGAGCCACGCCAACCGCCUCGCGGCUGAGGCCCAGAAGCAAGUCAAGGCGCUGCAGGGAUCCCUCAAG